GAUAGUUGAGACUGAGACAUUAGGAUAUUUUGGUCUUAAUUUGAUAAUUAUAAAUAAUAUUGGUGAGAAUUAUUUUUAUUAAAAAAAAAGAAUAUAUGCAAUUCAAUUUUAGUUAAAUAUUUGAAAAUUCUUUGAAUGGGAGAUAUAUCUGAAAUUUGGUGACUGUAGCGGGUAAUGUUAACAACGUGGUCAAAUUUUGUUAAAUUAAUAAAAUAUAAUUCUUUUAUUUCUGUCAGACUAAACGUUAUUAAUAAUUUGAAUAUAAGAAGUUUAUCAAAAAUGCCGACAGAAAUUAAAAUUGGUACUCAUAAUGGAAUAUUUCAUUGUGAUGAAGUUUUGGCCUGCUACAUGUUAAAAACGUUACCGGAAUAUAAAAAUGCAUCAAUUAUCAGAUCACGAGAUCCGGAAAUUUUGAAAACAUGCGAUAUUGUUGUCGAUGUAGGUGGAGAAUACGAUCAUUCUAGACAUCGAUAUGAUCACCAUAUGAGAGAAUUUAAAGAAACAGCGUCGUCAGUGAUUAAUAAGGAGGGUUAUAAUUGGAAUAUAAAAUUAAGUAGCGCUGGUUUAAUAUACUGUCAUUUUGGUCGUAAAAUAAUAAAGCAAAUUAUUCCCGAAGUUACAGAUGAAAAUGAUAUUGAGGAAAUUUUUAAAAAAGUUUACGACACUUUAAUUCAAGAAAUUGACGGUAUAGACAAUGGAGUUCCUAUGUUUGAGGCAGAGCCUAGUUAUCGAAUUCAUACGAAUUUGAGCGCUAGAGUAAGGGGUUUAAAUGCUCCUUGGAAUAAAAAGGAUAUGGAUGUUGAGGAACAAUUUCAAAAAGCAAUGGCUUUAGUAGGAGAGGAAUUUAACGAAUUUAUUACUUAUGCUGCUCAAGUUUGGCUACCGGCGAAGAAUCUUGUCAAAAAUGCUCUUUUAAAUCGAUUUGAGGUUGAUUCUAGUGGAGAAAUCAUGGAAUUAAAACAACCUUGUCCUUGGACCGAGCAUAUGUUUGCUUUAGAACAAGAAUUAAAUAUCGAUCCAAUUAUUAAAUAUGUGAUUUUCCAGGAUAAUUCGUAUAGAGUACAAGCGGUGCCUGUUCAAUUGGGAAGUUUCGUGUGCAGAAUUUUCUUGCCCGAGGAAUGGGCAGGUUUACGUGACGAGGAACUAUCAACAAUUUCCGGAAUUGAAGAUUGUAUUUUCGUUCAUGCAGCGCGAUUUAUUGGUGGUAAUAAAACAAGAGAUGGUGCUUUAAAAAUGGCAAGGAAAGCUUUGAAAAUCGGUAAAAUCGAAGGGAAAUGAAACUUAAAAAAAAGGGGAAUUAUAAAUAAAACAAAAUAUUAUAUGUAAUUAA
This is a messenger RNA of Leptopilina boulardi, 1330 nucleotides long. Its product is annotated as MYG1 exonuclease. The coding region runs from base 175 to 1278 and encodes 367 amino acids. Gene Ontology annotation, cellular component: nucleus; cytoplasm. The record is from RefSeq and is a predicted model, not a curated record. NCBI's taxonomy places the organism in Eukaryota, Metazoa, Arthropoda, Insecta, Hymenoptera, Figitidae. The transcript has 6 exons.